CUUUUUUAUUUUAACAGUUCAACACCCUAUGCUUGCUUGGAUUGGGAACCAUGGCCACCACUGCUUCUUCCCUCUUUUCUCUGCCUACAACAACUCCUAAACCUCACAAAACAACAACUCUUUUUUCAUGCCCUAAUUUCCUUAAACCGAAAUUCACCCUCAAAUUCCCCAGAUUGGGGGUUUCUUGUUCAAAAGAAAAGGGGUCAAAAAAGGUGUCCCCUUUUGUGAUUUCUUGCUUGGUUGAUGAUAAUUUGAAUGCAGAAGGGUCUUUUGGUGAUGCUGAAUCAAACCCUAGAGCAACUAUUGACCUCAAACUCACGAGAAGAAGCUUGUUAGUGCAAUUUACGUGCAAUGCUUGUGGCGUAAGAUCACAAAAGCUCAUAGACCGACUAGCUUAUGAAAAAGGGAUGGUUUUUGUUCAGUGUACUGGAUGUGAACAGUAUCACAAACUUGUUAACAAUCUAAAUCUUGUGGUGGAGUACGACUUUCGGGAGGAAAUCAAUGCGAGUCCGGAUGCAGAUCAAGUUUGAUUCGUCGUUCUACUCUGUUUUGUAAAUUUGUUCUUUAUCUGACAGUUAAUAUACAUUUAUAAGCCUUCUUUAACCUAUAAGUUAUAACGUUUGUUCUCCAUCGA
Molecule: messenger RNA, 634 nt
Organism: Helianthus annuus (common sunflower)
Lineage: Eukaryota; Viridiplantae; Streptophyta; Magnoliopsida; Asterales; Asteraceae
Exons: 4
Coding region: 51-530 (159 amino acids)
Biological process (GO): protein stabilization; protein folding; protein import into mitochondrial matrix
Cellular component (GO): mitochondrion
Molecular function (GO): zinc ion binding; protein-folding chaperone binding
Source: RefSeq, a predicted model, not a curated record